AUGCCUGUCCUGGAACGGAAGCUCAACGUCCUUGGGGACUGGGUGAGGCAGCUGACCAUCGGCAAGGAAGCCGCAUCUUCCAUCGAUGGGGCGAAUGCACGAGGCAGGAGACUAGCAAUUGGAACUGAACGGGUGGCUUGUAAAAGCUUCCGGAUCACGAAUUUGGAGCAUGCCAGAAGCUCCUUGGUCCGGCGGGAACAGCCGUCAACGCCCAACUCGAAAUCUUGGCUCCAUGCUGGCGACUUUCUCGGCCCACCCAGGCCUUUGCGAAUUGCUUAG
Molecule: messenger RNA, 279 nt
Organism: Diaporthe amygdali
Lineage: Eukaryota; Fungi; Ascomycota; Sordariomycetes; Diaporthales; Diaporthaceae
Exons: 1
Coding region: 1-279 (92 amino acids)
Source: RefSeq, a predicted model, not a curated record